Molecule: messenger RNA, 1104 nt
Organism: Microdochium trichocladiopsis
Lineage: Eukaryota; Fungi; Ascomycota; Sordariomycetes; Xylariales; Microdochiaceae
Product: Prefoldin subunit-domain-containing protein
Exons: 6
Coding region: 286-903 (205 amino acids)
Biological process (GO): microtubule-based process; tubulin complex assembly; protein folding
Cellular component (GO): cytoplasm; prefoldin complex
Molecular function (GO): tubulin binding
Source: RefSeq, a predicted model, not a curated record
GUCGAAAAAAUGGCAUGUCAGCUGUGAUGCCAUUGAUGUUGUGAAGAACGCAAGUUGUGACAGCCCCACUUGCAGCAACGAAAGGCAAGGGCCUGCAGGGCUCUCAAGCCCCGCCAUGCCUGGUGCCGCCGCUGCAGGGCGGUCGGGCAGGAGCUUCCCCGCGACACCAAGCCGUGCCCCGAUACGGCAGAAUUUUGAGGGCGCCACGAGCUUCACGUCGGCUUCAAGAUUCGCGAUCGCAACUUGCUCCCUCCCGGACAAGCAUAGCCAGGCAUAUACGCCAUCAUGUCUGCACAGGGAAAGCAGCCGGCUUCUGUUAGCGAUGGAACAGUGACGAACCCUCGCGGCAUUCCCCAAGCGCCUUUUGUCGACAAGGUCGAAGACUAUGUCUCCUCACGCCAGGAGGUCGAGGCGACCCUGCGCAACUUUCAGGAGAUGAUCUCAAAAUAUCAGUUCAUGGAGUUGAACCUCCAGAAACGGAUAGCGGGGCUCAAGGACAAGAUUCCAGACAUACAAAAGACGUUGGACACUGUCAAGUUCCUCAAGACUCGAACAGACGAAUCUGAUCCGAUAGAAACAACAUUCGAGCUUAACGAGACAUUAUACGCGAAGGCCUCGGUGCCUGCGACAGAGGAGGUUUAUUUGUGGCUCGGCGCCAAUGUCAUGCUGUCAUACCCUGUCGAUGAGGCAGAAGAGCUAUUGACCACGAAGCUGGCUACAGCACGAAAGAGUCACUCAAAUUGUGAGGAGGACUUAGAAUUCCUUCGAGAGCAGAUCACAACGAUGGAAGUUGCCAUCGCGAGAGUCUAUAACUGGGACGUCGUGCAACGGCGGAAGGAACGGGCUGAGGAGGAGACCAAGGAAAAAGAAGAAAACGCAGAGGCGUCAAAAGCAAAGAAGUGAUGCGCAAUAGCCACAAGCUAGCAGCAACUGGGCCCCUAAUGCUUCGGACCCUGCGAGCAACGCUUCAACCAAACUCCAGGUGUGACCAUGUCCGUCCAAGAUGUUUAUAGAGAUAUGAACUAUCAACCAUAAGCUGGAACGAUUGACGACGGCAUCCAAGCAGGGUGGCUUGUCAGUCGCAAGCUCAAGUUACAAGCGGGC